CAGAAAAAAUUGUCACUUGGAGGAAGAACCAGAGGCGAGAGGCAACUUGCGUGCGUGAGGGGAGUCUCGGCUCCUUCUUCUUACUGUCCCACGGACAAUGUCUACGUUGAAGGCGGGACGUGGGCACAUGGUGGGUCUGGAUUCAUGAAAAGGCCAAGCAGGAGGCUUUGCAGCGUGAGCAGCUCCUGGAACAGAAGUUGGAGACGCUGCAGUAUUUACUAACCAACACACAGCUCCUCUCUGACAAUGUCUGGCAGGUGGAACAUAUCUGGAUGGCGAACAAGGGCUAGGAAGGAGCCCAGCAGAUGCAGCAACCACAGACUGUCGUCAUCCAGCAGAGGACACUCAGGCUGAAUGUGCUAAUCUGACAGUGAAGAGGAGGAAACCAUAUCGAUCAGACUUGGAAAUCAGAAUCAAACACACAACCAUGGAAGCGAAGGUGCAGGAGCUGAUGAGUACAAACGACCAGGAGAAGCUUGUGGAGGUGAAUACAGGAAACGCUGAGGGAGGGAAGAAAGACGGUGGGGACAUUCUGGAAGUGAAAGAACUAGCUUCACCUGACAAUGACAUGGAGGAUGGGUUGAACAAGAAACGUCGAAGACCAACUCUACGGAAAGAAAAAAGACUUCAGGAAUCGAAGAUUCUCCGUAAACAAGCCAUGAUCAGAGACAUGAGUGAGAGAGGUCCCCCAGAGGUGAAGGUUCUGCGUCAGCAGGCAAUUGUCCGUGAUAUGAGUGGUGAUUUGCUAUCAGGAGACAUCAAGUCAAAUGUAUCAACAUCAAAUGCGUCAACUUCAGGCGAUUCAGAGACACAUGUGAAGUCAUCUGAUAUUCCAGUCUCUGAGCUGAAAUCAGAACCAUCAACAGUAUCAGAGGCAAAUUCAACUAAUCUCAAGGCUUCUGAAAUUGGUUCAUCUGAUCACAAAUCAACUGAUGUCAAAUUAGCAGAUUCUACACCAACUGUGGUCAUGUCAUCCAAUUCUCAGACAUCUGAGGUCAGGUUAGCCACUUACAAAUCAUCUGAGGUAAAGCCAACACCCAAAUCAGUCGAGGGCAAGACAGUUGAUCCUAAGGUGUCAGAAGUCAUGUCAGAUGAUCUCAAAACAUCUGAAGUCAAUUCAACAUGUCCUAAAUCAUCUGAGGUCAAGACAGUUGAUCCUGAUAUAUCAGUGGUCAAGUCAACUGAUAUAAAAGCAUCUGAGAUCAAGUCAGCUUGCUUUGAACUAUCUGAUGUCAAGACGAUUGAUCCCAAGGUGAUGGAAGUCAAAUCAGCUGAUCACAAGCCAGUUAAAAUCAAAACAGUUGAUGCUAAAUUGUCAGAGGUCAAGUUAGCAGAUUCUAAAUCAUCGAAAAUCCAGACUCCUUAUCCUAAACCAUCUGAGAUGUCAACUUGUUCUACACCAUUUGAUGUCAAGACAAUUGAACCCAAUAUGAUAGAGGUCAAAUUGGAUUAUCACAAACCUUCUGAUGUCAAGACAAUUGAUCCCAAGGAUUCAGAGGUCAAAUUGGAAGAUUCCAAAACAUCUGAGAUCCUGACAGCUUAUCCCACACAGUCAGAGAUCAAUUUAGCUUGUUCUAAGUCAUCUGAGGUCAAGACUAUUGAUCCUGACCAGUCAGAGUUUAAGGUAGAUGAUCCUAAAAAGUCUGAGCUCAAAACAGCUGAUCCUGCCCCACCUGAGGUCAUAUCAACAAAACUCAAACAAUCCAAAGACAAACUGCUUGAUUCUGGAAAAACAGAAGUCCAGUCAUCUGACGCCAUACCAUCUCAGGUCAUGUCAGUUGAUCUCAAACAAUCUGAAGUCAAGUCAGUUGAUCUCAAACAAUCUGAAGUCAAGUCAGUUGAUCCAAAACCAUCUGAGACAGGGUCAGUAGCUCCCAAACAAUCCAAGGACAUACUUGCUGAACUUGGGAUGUGUGAAGACAAAUCAAUUGAUUCCAAGCCAUCGGAGGUUAAGUCAGCUGAAUCCACAUUUUCUGAGGUCAAGUCAAUUGCUUCUAAUCUGACAGAGAACAGGGUAGCUGAUCCCAAAUCUUCUGAGGUCAAAUUAGCUGCUACCAAUGAUUCUGAUUUUAAUUCCAGUACUCCCAAUGAACCUGAAGUCAAGUCAGCUGCUUCCGAGGAAUAUGACAUCAAUUCAAUUCCUUCCAGUUCCUCAGAUGCCAAGUUAUCUGAAAUGGAAGCAACUGAUCCCAAAUCUUCUGAGAUUGAAUCAAAUUCCAAGGGGCCUGUGGUUAGAUCAGUUGAUCCUGAGAUUCCUGAAAUCAUGUUAGCUAUUUCCAAACCAAGUGAGGUUAUAUUAUCUGUUACAAAACCAGUUGAUAUCAACUCAACUGAUCCCAAAGUAUCUACUGUGAUAUCAGCCAAUCUAGAACUUUGUGACAUGGUAGCUCGUUUCCAUAGGUCUUAUGACCAAUUAUUAAGCAAUCCAGAAAUCUGUAGAAUAAGGUCAACAGGUGCAAAAUCGUGCAACAAUAUGCUUUGUAUGUUGGAAUUGGAUGAGCUGAGGUUGCAGAUUAAACAACUACGGAAGGAAUUAGAGGAGACUCAGGAACAAGCAGCCCGACACCAGAAGAGCUACUUGGAUUUACAAGGAUUGCUGGAGGAACAGCGAUUGGUCAAUGUGCAACAAACUGAAAACUUUGCCAAACAGAUCCAACGUCUCCAAGUACAGCUCCGGUCCGUUCAGGAGGAGAUUGACAGCUUAGAGGAAGAGAAGGAGAGUGAGCUGAUGGAAGCGCAUGAGGAGCUUCACAGCGCACAGGAGGAGAUUGUGAACCUUCGUCAGGCAGCUGAAGAGGCAGCGGGAGAGCGGGAGAAUGAGAUUGCAACCUUGCAGGAGGAGCUGUGUCGCAUUCGAGCAGAGCUGGAGCACCUUCAGCGGACAACAGUGGAGUACGAACUGGAGAUCACCACGCUGCGAGCUGAGAUACAGAUGAAAAGCGACACUCAGCAGAAGAAAAAUUCUGAGGAGGUCACCCAGCUCCAGGGUGCAGUUCAGUGCCUGCAGGUCGAGUGUCGAAAUCUGGCUCAAGAGUGUCGAGUUCUGCAGAAUGAUAAUAAACAGCUGAGGGAAAAGCUGCAGCAAAUGGAACGGCAGAGCCACAGAUCGGUCGAAGGAUUUAAAGUGGACUCUGUAGGGUCUGAAAGCUAUCGACCACAGCAAGGUACAGAGGCCAAGGUAUUAUCUGAAUGCCUACCCAGAAAGCCAAACGACAAAGAACUGAAAAAAGCUGGAAUAAAGUGUCAGGAAGAGCCCAAACUAUCUCAGAAGGAACAACAAUGGAAAUGCCAGGAGAAACCAUCUGAUAAGAUAGCUGCAAGUGGCCUGGCUUUUGCAAGUGAGCGGCAUGAAGAUGGGUGCUUAGUUAGCGGGCCUGAGGAUGGGAGCAAGGGAGAUGGUGUGACGUCAACCCAGAAGACAGAGAAUCUUCAGCUUGAUCCUGGAGCCCUGCGGAGGUCAGAAGAGAGAGGACAGUUUGACGAAUUGGAUUUGAAACAUCGACUGCUGCAGGCAGAAGAGAAAGCUGUGAUAGUACAACAUGAGUGUGAAGGAUUGAUCACUGAGCUAAGAGCGCUAGAGGAGAGAUACAGGAGCAGUCAACAGGAGCGCAGCCAGCUGGAGUCACAGCUCAGGCAGUUCAAGGAAGAAAUCCACAAACUGAAAGGGGCGCCUUGUCAGAAUGCCACUUUUCCUGACCCCCCUGUGCUCUCCUUGCCUGUGAUAGGACUGGUUGUACUGAUGGCUAUGCUGUGGUGCUGGUGGGCUGAGACCUCCCGGCAUUGACCAGAGUCGAACUGGAGUGUGGAUUCCAUUAGAGCUGAUGGUUAUUGCUACAGCUGGUCAUUCUUCCAUAUGUCAGCCUCACUCCUGACUUCUCAACAACCAAAAUGUGUUUGUUCCAUUCCUUCCUUCCUUUUCCUCUCUCCUUAUCCCUACCUCCCCACACCUUCUCACAAGCCACACCCUCCACUUCUCUCAGUUGUCCCGUUCCCCAAUUCCUUCCUCUUCUACUCUCAUCUCCCCAACCCAUGCCCCACCUUUUCUUCUACCCUCUUCUCUAUUACCCAUACAUCUCUCCACUUCUUCCCUUUAUUCUCUUUACUAUCACAUUCUCCACCUUUCUUUCCUUAUUCUCUUUCUUCCUAUCUUCUUACUCUCAUUCCAUUCCCCAUCCUCCUAUUGGCCUUCCAUUCCCUUCCGUUAUCCUUUCAUGUUUAUUCUGCCUCCUUGGUCCUCACCUCACUCUUCUUCACCUCUUUCUCUUCCCCUUUUCACUCACCUCUUUCUUGUUCUCUCUCUGCCUCUUUGGUCCUCAGCCCCCACUCUUCUUCACCUCUUUCCCUCCCCUUUUCACUCACCUCUUCCUUUUUCUCUCACCUCUUCCCUGAUAUCAUACCCCUGCCCCCUCACAUCCACCCACGUUUUCCCUUAGUUCUUCUCCUCCUCAUCACAUCUUCCUCUACCCCAUCCCACAUACCUCUUUCCCAGCUCAUUUCCCCAGCUAUUGCUGUGAGCUCUUUCUCUAGCUCUUCCCCAUCCCACCUCUUCCGGAGUUCUUCAAUACCCUUCUCCACAAACCCUCUUCACAUCUCUUCCUCCAUUCAUUCCAUCUAUUGCUUAACCCCAUUCCUUUCCUUCCACACAUUAUCUGCCAAUGACCCUUCACUCCUUUCUACCACCUCUUCCCUCUCAUUUCUUUAACCCUUACUACUCUUGCCUCCAUGGCACUCUCUCACCAUCUUCCCCAGCUUUCCUAUCUGUGCCAUUUCUUCCCUUCCAGAUUUUCCUUGGUGCCUAAACCUGAGUAUUUGCCUGCUCUUUCUCCCAGCGUUCUGUUCUCCUGCUGUUCUGGAAAUGCUGCUGUACAUACCAGCCCAUCUGGAAUUUCUGAACCCACAUGUGCACUGUGCACAGAUCUUUAUCUGUUUUCUCUAGCAAUAUUGGAUGCAACCUUCUCUAAAUCAGAAUGAAAUGAACAGCUGCUGCCCAUGAGGCACUCUGGAGCUGGGUGGAGUCAGAGAUCCUGUGUAUGAAUUAACAGAAAUUUAUUUACCGGGGUUAUUACGGGGCUCUCAGAAUGUUCAGAUAUUUUGAUAAACGUCCAUCUAUAGGGAGACCCACACUUAAGGACACCACCUUGUAUAUUGAUAACACAGCAUUUCUUGGUGGAGUUUGCCCAAUUACUUUGGUUUGUGAUCAACAGACUGUCAGUGACUGGUGGGUUACCCUGACUUUCUGAAUAUCUGUCACCAUCUGAUCCUCAACCAACUGACAUUGUGAGAUCAAUUAGUUGUCCAUGAUAGACUGUCAGCGAUUGACUAAAUCUGAGGGAGUAAUUGAUCCUUAGUGAAAGAUCAGUGACCAAACUAGCGACUAACUGACUUUCAGUGAUUGGGAGUAUCCAACCCUUGCAUGUGACCGAGCCGAAGUGUAUACCUGGGUUUACUAACUGACCGGCGGACCCUCAGUGAGUUAGCUACCAUACAACUCUGUGAGAUAAUGAGCUCAGUGAGUGAUUGAUUGACCUCAGUAUUUCAUCAACUCUCAGCAAGUAUCGGAAUCUUUACAAGUCACUAAUUCUCAGUAAAAGGAGUGGCCGUCAAAAAUUAACCAGCCUCAGUGAAUGACCAUCCCCUCAGCAACUAACUAACUCAGGGCAUGGACUGGCUGAGUGAUUGAUUGAUGUCAGUGAAAGACCAACUCUGAGUGAGUGCCAACCUCAGAGUAACUAGCUUCGACAGAUAGCCUCAUUAAAUGAACAAUCCUCAGCAAGUCACUAAUGUUCAGCAAGUUGACUGAUCCUCACUGACCGAGCAAGUUACCUACUCUUAAUGAGUGGCCCCGUUCUUGGCGAGUGACAGAUCCAUCGGUGGGUGACUGACCCUCAGUAAGUGAUCGAUUAUCAGUGAGUGAACAACCUUUGGAGUGAUUGUCCAUGAGUGAUCGAUCCCUACUGAGUGGUUGCAACUUGGCAACUGCCUGAUACACAGUGAAGUUGUCUGCAGUUAGUGAGCAACCCUCAGUCAGUGAUAGUAUCUGUGAUUGACUGAUGUCAGCAAGUGCCGAUUGUCAAUGAAUAACUGAUUGGCCCUGACUGACAGACUGUAAAUGAGAGAUUGCCCUUUUAAGCCCAUUACUCCUACUGGGGCACUGACAGCAGCUCACCAGAGCCCUGUAUCCUGGGUCCGUCUUUCAAGUUGUCUCCAGGAGUAGCCCAGCUUCGAAGAUCCUUCUUCUCCCAGGGAUGAGAUCUCUGGAGCUUCUGUUGGCGUUUAUGUAGCUCUGGGUUUUUAUAGGAUGGGUGUGCUAGCCCCACGUCCAACCCUCCUCCUUUUGCAGCUGGGUUGGAGGAAUUUCAGUGAGUAACUACCCUCAGUACAUAACUGACCCAUAGUGAGUGCUUGCUUCUUACUAAGUUGAGUUUCUUCCACUGCUGUUUGAUAUCUUGAACCUGGUGAAUAGUAUGGAUGGUUAUCAGCCAAUUACUGGGCUGCCCUUAGCCUCUUUAUACUUGGUGGUGCCCUUUUGCUAGUGGUGUUUGACAGUUUGGGCAUGUUGCUGGCACUUUGAAGAUUGCCAUUUUGAUCGAGCAGAUUCAUUCCUGUUAAUUCAGAUAUUGGGAAUUACAGAUGGAGUUACGGUCUGGUUGGACUCUAAGGCACCAUCAUCUGCACCAGCUCUAUUCUGCUGUAGUUUAUGUGAAAAUAAAGCCAGUGGUCAUAUCAAUAUUAAACCCCUUCUUUAGAAGAGUAUAGUUUAUAUAAUUUUGCUUCUUAAUCCAGUUCCUCCAUCCCAUUUGUCAUCCCUUCUGUAACCCUCCAACACCUUUUUGGACUAGGUUGAAAUAAACUAUGAAGAAGCAGGAAAAGCUUACUAUUUUAGGUCAUCACUUAAUACAUCUGAUUUACUUUACACACAGCACUGAAAUCAUCUUCUAUAUAUUGACACUCAUGACCCUCAAUUUGCAUUUUUUUUUACAGACAUUACUUUCUUUACAAUGAAAUGACAUUAAAAUUUUGUCCCAGUUUGAGGAGUUUGCAUUUUCUAUUGUGAAUGUCAUCCACCCAAUUUUCAGCUAUCCUUACAAUUCCUUUAACUUGUCCACUUCCAUAAUUAAUUUGCAAACACGAGGAAAUCUGCAGAUGCUGGAAGUUCAAGCAACACACACAAAAUG
Mobula hypostoma (lesser devil ray) is the source of this 7175-nucleotide messenger RNA. RefSeq names its product coiled-coil domain containing 136b (gene ccdc136b). The record is from RefSeq and is a predicted model, not a curated record. Lineage: Eukaryota; Metazoa; Chordata; Chondrichthyes; Myliobatiformes; Myliobatidae. Gene Ontology annotation, cellular component: acrosomal membrane. The transcript has 15 exons. Gene Ontology annotation, biological process: acrosome assembly; single fertilization. The coding region runs from base 428 to 3784 and encodes 1118 amino acids.